AUGGGCUCAAGGGAAACCCUAACCUCCAACGCUACAGAUGAAUAUCCAAAUCAAGCAAUCAAAAUUUACGCCAAAGCUGUCCAAACAGAUUCAUUCCCAAAGAAAGAACAACCAAUAGUCAUAGACGCACUAGAUGGUAUAAGCUUUAAAGAAUAUAAAAUGGACCCAAGGGUGGUUGAUGGUUUUCAGGAUCCAUUAAUUAUUGCAAAAGAAAUCCUUGCCGAAGUACUGGAUUGUCCUGAUUACAUUGUGAACCCAUGUACGUUCUGGUACUUGGAUACCAUCGCUGCAGCAUUGAACAAAGCGCAGAAGGACACUUCAAUGACGUUAGCAGAGCAGAAACAGAUGAUUGCUUGGUUUGGCCACAUAAUGAACAUAUUUCGAGAAAAACGAUGGUCACGAGAAGAAAUUCUGUGCAAUGUAAAUGCGGACAUCAUGGUCAUUGGUUAUAACCUUGAUAAUUUUAGCUGGGUUGCUCCUGCUCCUCAACCCGCCCGGUCUUACCUGAUGACGGCCACUACCUCCAGAUCAUUUACCCAAGUGGAGGUUCCCAAAGGGUGGAUUUACCUUCCAUACAUUUUU
This is a messenger RNA of Gryllus bimaculatus (two-spotted cricket), 582 nucleotides long. The record is from the annotation of a GenBank genome assembly. NCBI's taxonomy places the organism in Eukaryota, Metazoa, Arthropoda, Insecta, Orthoptera, Gryllidae.